This is a messenger RNA of Asterias rubens (European starfish), 1766 nucleotides long. RefSeq names its product ribosome biogenesis protein BRX1 homolog. Gene Ontology annotation, biological process: ribosomal large subunit assembly; rRNA processing. Gene Ontology annotation, molecular function: rRNA binding. The coding region runs from base 1 to 1104 and encodes 367 amino acids. The transcript is spliced from 10 exons. NCBI's taxonomy places the organism in Eukaryota, Metazoa, Echinodermata, Asteroidea, Forcipulatida, Asteriidae. The record is from RefSeq and is a predicted model, not a curated record. Gene Ontology annotation, cellular component: nucleolus.
AUGACUGUUGGGAGUCAUACUGCGCGCAAUAAUCACACACGUGUUGUUGGUAUUUUGCGUUUACCGUAUUUAUUUCAACAAGACAAUUUUUCAAUUUUUGGCUGGGAAGAUCUAAAGAUGGCGAAACGCAAGGCACAAGAGGUUUUAAUGAGAAACAAGAAAAGAAAAACAAGCAAACCUGAGACAGGCAUAAUCAAAAGAAGGAAAGGUUCGGCCGUAAAUUUACCGACAAAAUGGACAAACAAGCAGAGAGUACUUGUGUUUUCAGCCCGAGGUGUGUCAUACAGAGGUCGCCAUCUCAUGAUAGAUCUCCGCACACUUAUGCCUCAUUCCAGAGAAGAUGUGAAGAUGAACAGUAGAGCUGGAAUGGCACAAAUUAAUGAGAUUUGUGAGAUGAAAAACUGCAAUAAGUGUAUAUUUUUUGAGUCGCGCAAGAAGAGAGAUCUUUUCAUGUGGUUUGCCAAUGUACCUCACGGACCAUCUGCCAAAUUCUUGAUUGAAAACUUGCACACGAUGAGUGAGUUAAAGUUGACCGGUAACUGCCUGCGAGGUUCAAGACCACUUUUAUCCUUCAGCAAAGAGUUUGACGGUGAACCACACUUUGCGCUUCUGAAAGAGUUAUUCAUUCAGAUAUUCAGUACACCCAACCUGCAUCCCAAGAGUCAGCCAUUCCACGAUCAUGUCUACACGUUCUCAAUACUCGACAACAGAAUAUGGUUUCGUAAUUAUCAGAUUUUGGAGGAGGAUGGCUCCCUGGUGGAAAUUGGCCCUCGUUUCGUUCUCAACUUAGUUCGGAUAUUCAAAGGCAGUAUUGGAGGGCAAACUUUGUAUGAAAACUCAAAUUAUGUUUCACCAAACGAGCAAAGAAGAACAUUACGCAAGCAGUUAUCCUUGAAGUAUCAGACGCGUAAGGAGGCGGUGCAGGGUAGGGAGGAACGCCGACCCACCGAGACGUUCAAGAUGGACAAUCUGGACGAGGUGUUCCAUACGAUACGUCCAGAGGAUGCUAAAGGAGCCGAAAAGAUUGCAUUCUUCAGGAAAGAGCCGACAGGACGCGGACGAAAGAAGAAGGCAGCAGGAAAAACAGGAGAUGUUGUUGAAUAGAAACUUGAUAUCAGUAUCAUGUCUUUGUGCGUCAGGAGAUGAGAAAUUUCAGACUUUUUUAUCUGAGCUCAAGAGUUUUUAAAAGGGAAGGUGUACUUUUGGUAUAGAAGCCCAAAUCAGCUUACAAUUGUAUAAAGCAGUUUGAGAAAUAGUUCACUUGGAAGUAAUGUGGUUUUGUAAAAAGAUAUCAGUUUUUAUGCCUCAAGGUUUGAAGCUGUGAAGCAUUAUUGUCAAAACACUUCUCAUGUGUAUUCCAUUUAGGGUUUAUUCUUCCAGCGUGGACAUAUUUGCACCGGAUUGUCAAUGAUAUCUCAAAAACACAACCAUCUUUUGGAAUUUUCACAUGUUAGUUUUAUUGUUUACCUACAUUUAUAUAGAUUGCAACAAACUAACGGUUCCAAAACAAUUAAAUCUAAGAGAAAUCAGCUGUUGUUUUGUACCACAUAUUAUAACUAAAAUAAAUCCUGCUCUUUGGUCUAUUUAUCUAGUGCUUGGAACACUGUUCCUAAAAGCGCAUGGGUUCUCAAAAGGUGGACAUGUCAUUAUUUCAACAUAUCUCCUCAAAUAUGGAUUCUAGGUUCAGACUUUUUUUAAUAGCACUGGACACUAUUGGUAAAUACUCAAAAUAAUUGUUAGCAUAAAAACUUACUUGGUAGCAAGCA